AUGAAGCACGAUGCCGACUCGAAGGAGUCGAUCGGCGGCGGCAUACCGACCAACCACCGUAUCGCGGAAUUAGAGCGGGAGAAUGAAAUCCUCCGACAAAAAUGUGCCCAGCUCCGGGGCAGCAACACCGCUACAGAGCCAGGAAAUCCUAUGGCUUCGGCGGGUACUCCACGGAGCCCAUUGUCAUUCCCAAGACUAGGAGGGGGCAUUGGCCUCUCACGGAAUGACUCUUCUUCUAAUUCAGCCAGAGACGCAUCGCAUCCGGAAGUGCCAGAGAACGACCGCAGGAACACUUCUUUGUAUCAUGGUCCGACUAGUACAGUGUACGAUGAUACAAGUCCGAAGAAUAGCGAGCAGCAUAUGCUAGGGCAGUCUAACGAAGAAGGAAUUCGUCAUCUCCUCUUCUCACAGACGGCGAGGCAAAGACAGCUCGAGCCUCUCAAUCUAGCUGCCGGAAAACUCGACUUUGACGGCAUCGAUCCUGAGAUUGGCAUGCAUUUACUCUCCAUAUAUUGGAGUCGUCAGCUCUACACCGCACAGAUCAUUUAUCGCCCGCUUUUCAUGCGGGACAUGGCCUGCGAAGGGCCAUACUUUUCCAAACUGCUUUUGAAUGCGAUAUUUUUCGUUGUCUCAAAGCACUGCGACCGGCCAGAGCUUCGUUCAGACCCAAAUGACAUUACCACUGCGGGAUGGAAGUUCCGUCAGCGAUUUACGCAGCUUUUACGAGAUUGCUUCGACAAAAGCGAGAUCACUACCCUUCAAGCGCUGUUGAUUAUGUCCAAUGCGCUGUUCUCCAGAUGCGAUGAACGAAGCCUGUCAUGGCUGUAUGCUGGCAAUGCAUUCAACAUGUUCAUUGAUCUUGGACUGCAUGUGCUUCCUGCUGCGGACAGUAUUCCUGCCGAGGAGCUUGAAAUUCGGAAACGGGUUCUCUGGGGUGCAUAUCUGAUUGAUAAGAUCCAGUGUCUUCUCCAAGGAAGACCACCGCUUCUCAACUUGGUCAACUUGAGAGCAUCACUCGACUUUCUGGAUGACUACGACGAGCUUGAGCCUUUCCAAGACAUUACCUAUAUGGCCACUAAGCCUAGAGUGGUUGUCCCGUCGUUGAAUGUGUCUUUGCUUACCAAGUUAUGCGAAAUGUCAACGAUCGUGGAACGUGUUCUUCGCGAGAUCUAUUCAGAAUCUCGAGAAUCAAAUCAAGCUCAAAGAGCGAACAUCUCGGAGGAUAUAAAGUUGCAGCUGAGAGAGUGGCGCCAAAGUUUGCCAGCUCAUCUUGACUACUUAUCGUUUCCAGAACAGGCGGUUCUCCUGCCUCAGUCUGCCUGUCUGUUAGCUCUGUUCAAUGUCCUCAUUAUCCUCGUGCACCGUCCUUUGAUAAUUGGCCACGACGGCGUUAUCAAUUCAACGACUGCACAUGAGUCAGUGAACGCAUGUACAGCAGCCGCGAAUCAGAUUGUUCAGAUACUCCAUGACUAUUCGCAGCACUUCUCUCUGAGUAGUGCACCGUAUAUGCUUUCAUAUGCGACCUAUAUCAGCGCAACCAUCUACGCACGGAUUGUUGCGCAAAAAGGAAGCAACUCAAACGUCUUCCAAUCUUUAGUCCUUUGCCGCAAUAUUCUGUCGGAGCAUACGCGCCUCUAUUCUGCAGCAGAAAAGGCCAAGGGGAAUCUGGACAAGUUAAUCUCUCACCUGGAGAUUAGCGCCGCGGACGAUAGCCAGCGGGCUGGGGGCUUUGGGAACAGCUUUCCAAGGGAAAAUGCGGUUAUGGACGGCAUGGAGGAGUCUAGAAGUCUUGCCAGAGAUGCUGGCUUCGGGGACCGUGUGCUUGACUUUGGCUCUCCUUUGAUGGAUGUGGAACUGUCGGAUUUGGACCUUGAGGCAAUUGCUCAAGGCUUUCAGGUUGAUAUAGAGCCACAUUCUUACUGGCAUUCUUUAGGGCCCCACCCACACGGUCUGUACGAAACCCAAAAACUGCACCGUUACUUCGAAGGGACGUAG
Molecule: messenger RNA, 1995 nt
Organism: Penicillium bovifimosum
Lineage: Eukaryota; Fungi; Ascomycota; Eurotiomycetes; Eurotiales; Aspergillaceae
Product: fungal specific transcription factor domain-containing protein
Exons: 6
Coding region: 1-1995 (664 amino acids)
Biological process (GO): DNA-templated transcription
Molecular function (GO): DNA binding; zinc ion binding
Source: RefSeq, a predicted model, not a curated record